AUAUUUUGAUUCCAGCCGCCUAGUUUGCCCAACUGAUAUAGCAAUAGAGAAGCUUAUUAGCUCACCAGUCACUGCUUCUUUCUCUCAAGCUGUUUAUAUACCAGCCAACUCGUACAAAGAUAAUGAUGAUUGAAUUGCUAUAACACAUAUCAUGAUUGGAGCAAUUUUGACCCCUAGUGGUAACUGGUACCUAAUAUCUCAUUAAAGAGGACAUGACAUGCAGACAUGUGAUACUUAUUCCAACAUUGAGUUGUAUCAGAUGAUAUCCGCAAGCGACAUGUUAUUAUUAACUUAUUCCGAUAGUUUCUCAGACUUUGCGGACUGAGCCAUGAUCGAGGUGAUCUGUGAGCUGGUGGACGGGCCGGUGUUCCUGGCCGGCCAGACGCUGCGCUGUACCAUCACCCUGCGCUGCCCGGAGCUGGACCGACAGGCGGCAGCCACGUCCAAUAGCGACGUCUGCGAGAACCUCGCAUGGGUCAGCGCGCAGGUGCAGUGCUUCUGUCAGGUCAAUGACCACAAAGUCCGCCACCGCGCGGCGGCCACCGACGCCGACCUGGCAGCCGUCUCCAGUACGGCCUACCUCCCGGACCGCGGCGAGCGGGGUCGGAUCGUGCUGGCCACAAAGCCCACCAUCCUGGUGUGCGACCUGCGCCUUCGACCCGGCCAGGCACACCGGCUCCACUACAGUCAAAAACUCCCCGCCGACGCCAUGCCCACCUACCUGGGACAGGCGGUCAGAUAUGUGUACAAGGUGACUGUGGGCGCUCAGCGUGUGAACAGUUCGAUCCGGCUGCUGCGCGUGCCGGUCCGCCUGCUCCCCCUGGACCCGGCCGUCACCGUGCACCGGUCGGACGCCGAAGACGACAUCACUCCGUCGAACCCGUUCCUGCCGACGGCCGCCGAGCCGGGGGAGACGAGUGACGAGCAGACUCUGCAGCUGCUGCAGCACAGCGUGGCGCGUCGCGCGCCGGCCUACUUCAACAUCACCAACCAGCACGGUCGGGUGGUGCGCUUCUGCAUGUUCAAGACGGCCUUCAAGCUGGGCGAGGACGUGGUGGCCACGCUGGAUUUCAGCGAGUCGGACGUGCGCUGUGUGCAGUACUCUGUGACGCUGGAGAGCGUGGAGACGGUCCACGAGCAGCACCAGCAGAAGGAGCAGCAGAAACCCGUGACGCGCGCAUACAACAAGUGCCACGAGGUGUGUCUGAACCUGGAGCAGACGCACGUGAUGCUGCCGGUGCCACUGCACGUGACGCCCUCGUUCCGCUCCGAGCUGGUCGAGCUCAGCUGGCGUCUGCACUUUGAGUUUGUGACCACGACGGGCGGCGCUGUGCCUCUGGCCACGCCGACCGACCCGGCGCACCACGCCACCUGGGAGGCGCCCGACACGCUGCCCAUCGAGACCAUGGUGUGGGACCUGCCGGUGCGGCUGUGUCCCACCAGUCCCGGCCACGUGGCGCAGGCGCUGCAUAUGGCCGUCACCCAUGCAGUGUCCGUGUGAGGGGGUGGGGAGGGGGGAGGUAGUCUCAUGGGACCAAAGACUGAGACGGUGCGGUGGGUGAGGACAGGUAUGGUGCUCGCUGUGGUCGUGUGAAUUGUGGGGUUGAAAUAUGGUGUUUCUGCAUUCUGGGAUGAUUGGAUGGUUAUGUCUUGUACUGGGGUACUGGCCCGGCCGUUUAGUGAAACAGACCGCGAAUGUAUGUCAGGUGGCGUCGUAAUUCACUUUGUUACCCAUUUCCACAUGUUGUACGCAGAUGAAUCUCAUAAGCACUUUGCAAUACGUGUCAAAUCAAACCUUAAUCGCAUUGUUUUCGCUCCAUUUUUUGCCUUUAGGCCUGAUCGAUUCGGAUGUUUAUUGAGACUGCUGCUAAAGCUAACAUCACGCGUUUAAAAUCAAUUAACAACGAAGUGGGAUUCAAGAGCGAAGUUGAACCCUAGUUCAAAGGCCUACCGUGAUUUUCAGCGUCAUUUAUGGACUAUGAUCGUAGGUUUCCAUGACGGACAAAAUGGUCUUAUGAACCGCAUUUUUAUUGUUAUUGCUUACUGGGUGUGUGCACUGUGCAUAUAUUUAUGAUGAAUGAUUUCCCUGGAAGUCAUCCUGCGCGCGAUCUUUUAUCCGAAUAUUAUGUAAAAUAUAUAAAAUAUCAACAAAA
Molecule: messenger RNA, 2153 nt
Organism: Amphibalanus amphitrite
Lineage: Eukaryota; Metazoa; Arthropoda; Thecostraca; Balanomorpha; Balanidae
Product: RAB6A-GEF complex partner protein 2-like
Exons: 7
Coding region: 329-1501 (390 amino acids)
Biological process (GO): retrograde transport, endosome to Golgi
Cellular component (GO): Ric1-Rgp1 guanyl-nucleotide exchange factor complex; Golgi membrane
Source: RefSeq, a predicted model, not a curated record